Molecule: messenger RNA, 948 nt
Organism: Pomacea canaliculata
Lineage: Eukaryota; Metazoa; Mollusca; Gastropoda; Architaenioglossa; Ampullariidae
Product: N-formyl peptide receptor 3-like
Exons: 2
Coding region: 1-948 (315 amino acids)
Source: RefSeq, a predicted model, not a curated record
AUGAACCAGUCACUGCAAGGAUCUCAAGAUAAUCUCCAAACAGGUGUUGACUUUCUCCCUUGGAAUAGUCCAGGUAAUCUGAUUUCUCAUGAAACCUAUUUGACAACAACAUUCUAUUUGGAUGCUGUGGUUAAGCCCAUCGUGUUUGUUAUCGGCGUGCCCACCAACAUCCUCAACUGUCUGGUGUUCAAACAGCAAGGCCUUCGAGACCGCAUGAACCUCUGUCUGUUUGCUCUGGUGUUUGUGGACAUGACUUACUUAGCUUACUCCAUGAUGUUCACCACGGCAUUCUGCAUUAGAAAGCUGGAGCCAGCCAUAGGAGAAGAGCUGUACAUGAAGAUGCAGUAUUAUGGUAUCAGUAUUAACUAUGGGUUGAGAGAGACUUCGGCCGGCAUCAGUGUCUUGAUUGCUGUGGAGAGAUGCGUGUGUGUAGUCUUCCCACUACUGGCCAACACUCUCAUCAGCACCCGAACCAUGAGCAUCCUGUUGGCUACCAUAGUGAUCGGCAUGCAGCUGGCCUUCGUCACCACCCCUGUCAAAAAGCGGGUAUUUCCGGUGUACGACAACACUACAGGUGGGACAAGGUGGGCAGUAGCUCCUUCAGCUGCCUGGCAGGAGAAUCAGGCGUUGAUGCUUUACGACAAAAUGGAAGACACCUUCAUGAUGAUUGUCUUUCCUCUCUUUACCUUCAUCUUGGUGUCGGGUGCAACAGCCAUCACGGUAAUUAAGCUCAGAGCCGCCAUCUUGUGGAGGACGAAAAUCAGAUUCUCUGGAAGUGAUGCCCAAGACCACCAGGUGGCGCUGACCAAGAUGCUCGUACUCGUCUCGUGCGUGUUCAUCGCCAGCAAAGCGCCGUGGGUGGCCAUCACCGUGACUCGAAUCUUCUAUCCAGACUUCUCGCCAUCCGGCAGUCAGUCUAACCUCUACCGUGUGUUGGAGGUGGUGUAA